Molecule: messenger RNA, 276 nt
Organism: Symbiodinium necroappetens
Lineage: Eukaryota; Dinophyceae; Suessiales; Symbiodiniaceae
Source: the annotation of a GenBank genome assembly
GGCCUCGACUGGCUGGUGGCGGAAGCCCAGCCGGGGGACGCGCUGCUGCUCCACUACUCGGGACACGGGGGCCGAGAGCCAGCAGAGGAGGGCGGCUACCAUGAGACCCUGGUGCCCCUGGACUUCGAAACCGCCGGGAUGCUGCGGGACACCGAGCUCUUUGAGCGGCUGGUGAAGCGCUUGCCGGAAGGCUGCCGGCUGACCUGCAUCCUGGACAGCUGCCACAGCGCCGGGGCCUUGAAUCUGCCUUACAUCUUCGUGGGCACCGAGGACUGA